AAUACUCACAGCAGUUGUGUUCUGACUGCCUUCGCGGCGAGUAGCUAAUAAUUGUUUAAGCAAUGCUGUGUUGUUUGACUGAUUGUCUUCCGUGCCCCUGCGUCGCGUGGCCUGCACUCUUUGGCCUUGGCAUUUAUUUUCUAAGAAAAUACAUGCAAGGCGGGCAGUUCACCAAGCAGACUAAUGAGACCGGCAAAAUUGUUAUUGUAACUGGCUCGAACACAGGCAUUGGCAAGGAGACUGUCUUGGAGCUGGCGAGACGCGGAGCCACCGUAUAUAUGGCUUGCAGGGAUAAGGCUAGAACAGAGAUAGCACGUUUGGAAAUUAUAGAAGAAACCAAAAACAAUAAUAUAUUCUUCCGUGAACUCGACCUGGCAUCACUGGACUCCAUUCGCAAAUUUGUGGCUGACUUCAAAAACGAAGAAGACAAGUUGCACAUACUGAUUAACAAUGCUGGUGUUAUGCGCUGCCCACGCAUGCUGACCAAGGACGGUUUCGAAAUGCAGCUAGGAGUGAAUCAUAUGGGUCACUUUUUGCUAACCAACUUGUUGCUCGACUUGCUAAAGAAAGGUGCCCCCAGCCGUAUUGUCAACGUUUCCAGUUUGGCCCACACGCGUGGCUCUAUUAAUAUAAAUGACUUGAACAGCGAGCAGUCAUAUAGCGAGGGCGAUGCCUACAGCCAGAGUAAAUUGGCCAAUGUUUUAUUCACGCGUGAAUUAGCUAAACGCCUCAAAGGCAGUGGAGUGACCGUGAAUGCUCUACAUCCGGGCGUUGUGGACACAGAGCUGGGCAGGCACAUGAAGAUCCUGAAUGGCGCAUUUGGACGCAUUGUGCUAAGAACUUUGUUGUGGCCAUUGCUGAAGACGCCAAAGAGCGGAGCACAGACUUCAUUAUAUGCAGCCCUCGAUCCAGAUUUGGAGAAUGUAACUGGCGUUUACUUUAGCGAUUGUAAAGAGAAACAAGUAGCGCCCGCUGCUACCGACGAUAAAACCGGCAAACUUCUCUGGGAGGAGAGCGAAAAAUGGACCCAUUUGAAGAAACUAGAUUAAUUAUAACACAUUUUGAGAAAUAAACAAAACUAAACAAUAGAAAUGUUCGCCAUAUGUAGGU
Molecule: messenger RNA, 1110 nt
Organism: Drosophila hydei
Lineage: Eukaryota; Metazoa; Arthropoda; Insecta; Diptera; Drosophilidae
Product: retinol dehydrogenase 13-like
Exons: 4
Coding region: 63-1049 (328 amino acids)
Source: RefSeq, a predicted model, not a curated record